GGGUGCGCCGACAGAUCAGGUGGUCCCCUUGGUAGGAGAGGAUGCGUGCCAUCAAGCACGUCAUGGAUCCUGUCAUGGACUUGCUGAGGCGGAUGGACCGUGGCGGGCAGUUCAUUUCCCUCGUUGUAGAGUGGACUCGGGAUCUUGCACGCCUUGUGUGGGAUGAUUGCAUUCCUCUUGGCCAGUCCUUUUCUGACUGUAUCAUGAGGCGUGUGCAGGCCUGUAUACAGCACAUGAUGAAGACCGCACACUGCGCCGCGUUCUUACUGAACCCCCGUCGCCGGGAUGUUCAGUACUUCUCCGCGCAGCUCAACCGGUAUCACACUUGGCUUGUUCGACAAGCCAAGAGGUAUCUGUUGUCUCAGACGGGCCACGACGAGUCGGGUGGUCGUUACCUUGAGGUAUGUCGGCAGUUCGAGGACUUUCACAUGCAGCAGGGUAGGUAUGGGUCUUGGGGCGGGGCAGAGGGCCGCGCUCGAGCGCAUAGUUGUAGCGGAGACUGCGAGACAUUGGAGUGUGCGUCGUGGUGGUCUCAGUAUGUGGGGGACGCGCCCGAUUUACAGCAUUGCGCUCUUCGUAUGAUGCACAUGUGGUCCUGCGCCUCUCCAGCGGAGAGGAACUGGGCGGUCCACGAGGGCAUCCAUACGAAGAAGCGUAAUCAGUUGGCCUUCGAGAAGGUCGUUCAUCUUGUUGAGAUCACCGCAAAUGUGCGGUUGAUGGAGUAUAGAGGUGCAGGUUGUGGAUACGUCCUCCCUUGGCAGCGAGACGAGGGCAUGCUUGAUGCUCAGGCGGGAUUGGACAUGGAGCCUGUGCGCUCGGAGACGACGAGUGGGAUGACGGAGGAGGAGAUCGAGGAGCAGGCUGCCCUUAUUGCGCGCGAACCCAUCGGGUCUUCUGCGCCGCCCCCUGCUGAGUCUGUUUUCGAUGCUCGUGCGACUAUCUUCCGCCCAUACCCCAGGGACGAUGACUCUGCGGACGAGAGGGAGUCGGAAGCAGCGGACGACCCGAUGCUUCCAAUCCCGCAUGAGAUUGAUGAGUUGCACGAGGGGGGCGACGUGCGUGACGAGAGGACGCACAUCGCGCGGAGGGCGGCUGACCAGCGAGACAUGGAUAUGAUGGGGGGCGGGGAGUUUUGGGGAUCUUUCGGGGGCACGGAGGAGAGAUCACACACUGCCGCGUGGGAGGAUACGCGUCCUUGCACGACCUUGCGGGAGGAGACACCUGCUUCCAUGACUCCGAGUGAGGAGGCGGGUCCUGCCACGAGAGUGCGGGAGCGGACGACUGUUUCGUCGACCGCGCAGGAUCAGACGCCUGCUCCCACGACCACGCGAGAGCAGACGAGUAUUCCCGCUACGCAGUCCGGACCCUCGUCCCCGUCGCCUCUUUCGCGUCAUUCUAUCCCAGGAUUCCCAGCAUCCGCUCCGCCCGCUCCCGUUCGGCAUGAUGAGCGCUCACCUGCACCUGUUGGGAGGGAGGACUUGGGAUCCUCGUUGCGCAUCCGCGGGCAUGGAUCAUUGUUUAGCGUAGCCCAUCAACUCAUUUUGGACCCGCGUGCAUCGAGCGAUUUAGGGGAGAUGGGUGUUCAUAGCGGGGCACCACCGGUGGAGGAGAGGGAGAGACGAGCGGAGGAGCACGGAGCCGCCGGAGCGGGCGGAGUUGAGGGUAUUCGGGGUAUGGAGGAGGAGGUAGCUGGAGUAGUGGGGGGCGUGGUGGAGGUAGAUGAUGGUGCGCACGUCGAGAGAGAUGAGGCCGUGGCGAGGGUUGAUGAUGGUGAGCAGGUUGAGGGAGUGGAGGGCGUGCUGCCAUCGGAGGUUGAGAGAGAGGACGAUGUGGUGACGACGCAGGAGGCGACGAUGAGGGACGAUGAGGGAGAGGAGGCUAUGGCAGGGGUAGACGAGAGCGUGGCAGGGGUAGAUGAUGGGGAUGCCCAGGUUGAGAUGGAGGAGGAUGUGGUGAGGGCAGAUGCUGCUGCGUUGGUUGGGGGAGAGGAGGGUGUGGUAGAGGGGGACGCCGCCCAUGAGAGAGAGGAUGUGGCGCGUGCCCUAGCGGCCGCUGGGUACUCCACAGAGGACAUCGAGCAGGCAUUUGCAGGACGCUCCGGGAGAGAGACAAACACGCUUCAGCCGGGGUGCGAGAAGGUAUUAAAGCAGCCACAGGAGGAGCGUGAGGAUGCACCCCCUGCGGAUAUCCUCGGAGGUAGCAGUUCGUUGGUACCGUUCACGGGCUUGCAGAUGACAACGACGAUGCGGCUUGUUCGACCGUGUGCGCAGGGGUCAGGUCCUGGGGAGGAGGCAUUUGUUCAGGUACCACCAGUCAUCGUCGUGGAUUUAGGAUCUGAGGCAGUUCUUCAUACACCGGUUACUGGGCGGCGAGCUCCUCAGGAUACAACUCGCCCAUUGGAUUUCGCAGAGCUCGCACAGGCUGCUGUGCGUGACGUGACACGGCGGGAGGACACCGACCCUAGCAGACCACUUAUGCUGCCUCCUCCUCCGAAAUCACGUCACAGCGAUUCCCCCUGGACACCAGUUGGUCGGCCCCCCCGUUCACCAUCCACGCCCACCAGACCCAGGGUUCGUGACAUGACGGCCGUAGGGAGCCUCCCUCUUGACACGUCGCUAUUCGGGAAGACGGAUAUCGACCUGGACUCCAUACGUCGGGUCACAGUGCACACUGCACGACAGCAGCCAAGUUUGGGUGGGGCUGACACCGGGAGGGGUGCGCCGAGGGAGGUCAUGGCGGCAGUAUCUCAGCCGCGAGAUGUUCGCGGGGUUGGACAUGCCAGGUACUUCGUGCUAGAGCGGAGUAACUCGUACAAGUUCCAUGCCUCAGAUGAUGCCUGCCACGGGGAUGCCGCGUGGGAGGAGUCUUCAGGAGCCGAGGGGUUGGAGAUGCCGGGCGGUUCUCGUCGUGAGAAGACAGUCGCAGAGGUGAUUCAGGUGAGUGCUAGGCUUGUUCGGGUGAGGACGGGGGCUGCCCAUGUGACCGUGCUGGAGGACGAUCCCGAGACGGAGCCUACAUGUGAGGAGGCCCCACAGGAGGGUGACAAGUACAGGGACGACGAGGAGCGUGAGGAGGAGGAGAGCGACAACGGGGAUGAUGACAGCUACCACCACGACGACGACGACCCCUCCCCUCCACCGCGGCAUGGUUCUCGUAGACGACGUGGCUCUCGUAGAGGACAUGAUGACGUAGACGACCCGUCCCUCCAGGGCGGCGGGAGACGAGGAGUUGGAGGAGGCGAGGGUCAUCCGUUGCGACAGCACCGGGGCGAGGGAGUGUUUCGUCGACACGCAGCACGAGUGGGGCGAGGCAGAGAGGCAGUGGUAAGGGGAAGGGAAGUCGACGGUAUUGACAGCUUCGUUCCCCUUCCAGUGCUUCCACGACGCCUUUAUGUUGUUUGUGCUUAGUGUUCUGACGUUUUUGUAUAUUGUUUAGGAUGAUGUACAUAUAGUUAGGUUUUAGGGACUCCGGACUAG
This is a messenger RNA of Chara braunii, 3476 nucleotides long. NCBI's taxonomy places the organism in Eukaryota, Viridiplantae, Streptophyta, Charophyceae, Charales, Characeae. The record is from the annotation of a GenBank genome assembly.